AUGGAUGACGAUGUAGCAUAUAAUUACUUGACGGAGUUAUUGGACAGAAACAUGAUUCAAGUGGGAAGAUUGGAUCCAACUGGAAGAAUAAAAUCAUGCCGCAUUCAUGAUCUCAUGAGGUAUAUGAGUUUGUUCAAAGCUCGAGAGGAAACGUUUUUGCAAUUUUUUGAUCUGAGGAGUAGAGACAAGUUAUUGCCAAGAAAUAAGUUACGGAGACUUGCCAUCUAUACUGAUCAUGUUUUUGAUGAUUUACUUCCCUUUAUUAAAGGCAGAUAUGGCUCUCUUAGGUCUCUCAUAUAUUUUCAAUCUUCGGGAUCUGAACCUUCGGAGAAAGUAUUGAAACUUUUUUUGAAUCACUUUAAGUUCCUUAUAGUUUUGAGACUCGAAUCUUUCGGUUUAGAUACUCAUCAUUCAUGGAAGUUGCCUAAGGAAAUUGGGAAACUUGUCCACUUAAGGUUGUUCAGUAUUCGUGGUAGCCCAGUGGAAAAGAUCCCAGCUUCUAUUGGGAAUUUGAGACGCCUGGAGACUUUAGAUUUGAGGUCAUAUUAUGUAGAAAUAGCAAAUGAGAUAUGGAGGUUGGAGCAAUUGCGACGUUUAUACUUACCUACCCGUGGUACGUAUAAUAUUUUCAGCAAAGAUCGUUUACGACUACCCAAUGUCAAGAAUACUUUGCAAACAUUGUGCAAUGUUUACACAGAGCAUGUUGAUGUAAAUGAUUUUUUGCAACUGACUAAUCUCAAGAAAUUAGUACUCGUGGUGGGUAAAGACUUGGGGAGAAUCUACCACAAUUGCACAGGCGUCAAAUUUACUUGCGUCAGCUCUCUAUCGUUGUUGGCUGAAAACUAUUCGCACAAUGCUGGAGAAGACCGGGUUGAUAUUAUACCUGUAAUAUCAUGUUAUCCUGAAAUUUAUGAGCUUAAAGUGCGCAUGCCAAUAAUAAGGUUACCAGAAGAAAACCAAUUCUCCCAAAAACUUGUGAGGUUAUCAUUAGAGUUGACGGCUCUCAAGGGUGACUCAAUGAGGACGAUAGAAAAGCUGCCCAAUUUAAGGGCCCUCCACUUUGGUAAGUAUAGCUUCAUAGGGAAUGAGGUGGUGGCGUGCUCAAAAGGUGGUUUCCCUCUACUUGAAUCUCUUUCCUUUGAUAACAUCUUGAAAGAGUGGAUGAUAGAGGACGGAGCAUUAACUAGUCUUUGCUAUCUGAGCAUUCGUGAUUGCUAUCGCUUGAGGAAGCUUCCAGAUGGAUUAAGAAACAUCACAACUCUCAAGGAAGUGAAGAUUGAAGGGUGCCUAGAAUUGAGAGAGAGAUUAGAGGAAGGAGGAGAGGAUUUCUACAAAGUCCAACAUGUGCCUUCACUUGUAAUCACUUAA
Molecule: messenger RNA, 1368 nt
Organism: Morus notabilis
Lineage: Eukaryota; Viridiplantae; Streptophyta; Magnoliopsida; Rosales; Moraceae
Product: disease resistance protein RPP8-like
Exons: 1
Coding region: 1-1368 (455 amino acids)
Source: RefSeq, a predicted model, not a curated record